Messenger RNA from Aspergillus mulundensis, 2235 nucleotides. RefSeq lists its product as uncharacterized. The record is from RefSeq and is a predicted model, not a curated record. The transcript has a single exon. Bases 1 to 2235 code for a protein of 744 amino acids. Lineage: Eukaryota; Fungi; Ascomycota; Eurotiomycetes; Eurotiales; Aspergillaceae.
AUGCAGGUAUUCCUCACCAAGGACAAUGACCGUCUCGAGCUUGACCUGGGACCUCUUGCUGCUCUGGCCGACACCACUUGUCUCGGACAUUCGCCUCUGCUGAAUGCUUACCGGAAUGCCAUGCUCCCUUUAUCCUAUGAUGACCUUCCCAUCCGACUAUCCGCCAAGAUCAAACCCGGGGCAGUGUCUCUAUGCCCCCAAGGUAUUCCGCUCCCUGAUCUGACGUGGGAGCUUGUACUCGUGAACAAGGAAUCCGACCCCGACCACAUCGGAACAGGCUGUAUCCUCAAUGCCGACUGGGUGGACAUUGGCCUCAUAAACCAGUGGCGAGGCCGAUGCCGCACAUUGCACGGACCCAAGUGCGGGCAUGCAAUACAACAAGUCCCUUUGCCAACGGGGCCGGCCUGGCUGAUUGACCUCGACAACAAAUGCCUUGUAUCCGGCUCUGCGGGGAAGAGGUUUGUCGCGCUGAGUUACACGUUAGGCCGGUACCCCGGCUUCAUUAUGAAUUCUGAGAAGUUAGUAUUACUGCAACAACCUCACGCAAUCUCAGAGCCUGAAUUCUGGGGCAAUAUCCCACCGACAAUCCGACAUGCAAUGGCGCUGGCCUCCGUCAUUGGUGAGCGCUACCUCUGGACUGACGUGCUCUGUAUCGUUCACGGCGAUGUCGCGGCCACGGCAGCGCAGCUGAAGCUCAUGAGCGCAAUCUACGCCAACGCUGUGCUCACCGUUGUUGCAGCAGAUGAGGAUGCGCAGGAAGGUCUCCUGGGCCUGGAAAAUAUCUCCACUUCUCGCAAUAUCAACCAGCCCGUCUUGCCAUUCGGCAGCAAAGAGCGGAUUGCCGUGCGGGACACAAACCCUCUUAUCUAUCCAGUCUAUCAUAGCAGGGGCUGGACCUACCAAGAGUACCUGAUGUCUCCGAGGAAGGUACUCUUCUUCGAGAAACAGCUACACUGGGAAUGCGAGCACGCCAUCUGGCACGAGGACCAGACACCGGGAACAAACAUCUCACAAUCAUUCCUCCCCCAUCCCGCCCCACGCUUGCAGGUAAUCCUAGCCGGGUUCCCCGAGCUCGGUUCGCUAGAAAGGGUCAUCUCAUCAUACAACACCCGAAACUUGGCGUAUGACCAGGAUGCGCUCCCUGCUCUAACUGGCCUACUCUCCGUAUUCACCCGUUCGUUCACCGGCGCCUUUCUCUACGGCCUGCCCGAAAUGUUCUUCGAUCGCGCGCUGGGUUGGCAUCCCGCCUGGAAAGGGGCAGGCAGUCGGCGACGCACCCCACGCACUCUACCUAAUGCCACCAGCACGACCAGCGCGCUGCCGGAGUCAUCCUUGCCAUCCUGGUCAUGGAUCGGGUGGCAGGGGGAAGUGAGCUGGCCAGCGCGCGAGGCGAGCAGGAUCGACGACAAUGCUGGAUGGCCCUUGGCCGAGACGUUCCCCAUCACGGAAUGGUAUACCUCACGGACACCCAGCGGCUCCCCCAUGCGCCGUGUGCGCUCCACGUGGUUUGAGAACCGAGAUGCCAUCAAGGAUCACACUCGUCCAUUGCCCCUGGGCUGGACGAGGCACGAGGGGCACGCGUACACGCUUACCAAUACGCGGACCAAGGGGGUUGAGUACAACUACCCCGAGGGAUGCGGCAGGUACCACUACAAGCAUCGAAAGCUGACAUAUAAAGAAAGCUCGGGGCAAAAUUCCAAUCUGCUUGACUCUUGGUUCCAUCCAAUCCCAGUUGCAGAUAUGAGGUCGUCCCCUCCAGCUGCCUUUACGAUGCCGGAACAAACACCCUACCUCUUCUGCACAACAAAGCGCUCCUUCCUCUGGGCCCGCCGCGACAGGAAAUACGGAUCCCUGUACAUUGUUAACAGAUCCGGUCAGCGGAUUGGGGCGUUGCAGCUGCAGCUCAAAAAGGAGACACGGGAGAUUCCCGCGUUUCCACCAGAAGCUGAAGGAGUCUCAGAAACACACAUGCAUGCAGAACGCAAUACGUUGGGCAGGAGGGACGAGCUGGGGAGACGCAUUGAGCUUGUUGCCAUCAAUCGACAGAAAAUGUACGUGUUGGCCUAUGAUAAAGAACGGGAUAUGUACCUUGAUCCACCGCGGGUGUAUGAAACGUACACUGUGCUGUGGGUAGAGUGGGAGGAGGGCGUUGCGUAUCGUCGAGGUAUUGGGUCUGUUGAGUCGCGGGCUUGGGAGGAGCAGGACUUGGAGGAUGUAUCACUGGUCCUAGGGUAA